Messenger RNA from Vespula vulgaris, 2353 nucleotides. RefSeq names its product glycosyltransferase 25 family member. Gene Ontology annotation, molecular function: procollagen galactosyltransferase activity. The coding region runs from base 202 to 1923 and encodes 573 amino acids. Lineage: Eukaryota; Metazoa; Arthropoda; Insecta; Hymenoptera; Vespidae. The transcript is spliced from 10 exons. The record is from RefSeq and is a predicted model, not a curated record.
GAAGAAUAUUCCGAAACAGUCGGUUUUAUCUGAUUAUUGUUAGUAAGGAAAAGGGACGGAACAGGACAGAGUAUAAGAGAAAGAAAGAGAACAAAAGAUCUCUUUUAAUUUAUGGUUAUUCAUUAAUUCAUCUGCGAUUCAUAGUGAGGAUUUUUAGUGUACACAUUUCUAUGUGAUCUAUUAAAAACUACGCUGAUAAUUAUGCUCAAUAAGACAAUAUUUCGAAAUUUUAUUUUUAUUUUUUUGAUAACUAAUUUCACGCGGUCUAUUCAAUGUAAUGAACGUUUUAAAAAGCCGACAGUACUGAUAGCGAUUCUAAUUAGAAAUAAAGCUCAUACAUUACCAUACUUUCUAAGUUUGUUGGAACAACAAAACUAUCCUAAAAGUCGAAUAAAAUUAUGGAUCUGUAGUGAUAAUAAUAUUGAUAAUACAAAUGAGAUAUUAAGAGCAUGGUUAGCAGAAGAAUCAGAAAAAUAUCAUACAGUUGACAUAUAUAUAGAUGAAAAGUCUAAUGGUUUUGAAGAUGAAGAGAGUAAUACAGAUUGGUCACUUCUUCGAUUUACACAUGUUAUUAAUUUACGUCAGGAAGCAUUGAAUUAUGCUAGAAAAAUAUGGGCUGAUUUUAUUUGGAUGGUCGAUGCUGAUAUCUUUUUGACAGAUCCAAAUACUUUAACAAAUUUAGUAUCGAAAGGGCAAGUUGUGGUUGCUCCUAUGCUAAAAUCAGAUGGAUUAUACAGUAAUUUUUGGGCAGGGAUGACUGAGGAUUAUUACUAUCUUCGAACAGAAAAAUACCAAUUGAUCUUAUAUCGUGAAGAUGUAGGAUGUUUUAAUGUUCCCAUGGUUCAUAGUGCUGUUCUUAUUAAUUUAAAUAUGGUGCAAUCAGAUUGGUUGACUUAUAAUUUUACAAAUUUAGCACAAUAUGAUGGUCCUUUGGAUGAUGUUAUAACAUUUGCUGUUGGUGCUAAUAAUUCUGGUGUUCCAUUAUAUAUUUGUAAUGAUGAAAUGUACGGAUACAUCAUGGUACCAUUGGGAAAAGAUGAAACAAUUAAAGAGGAUCUUCAUAGGUUAACAAAUAUAAAAUUAGAAAUUUUGUCAGAAGAUCGUUUAUCAUUAUCGAAUAGUAUGGAAAAAUUCAUAUCUUCUCCAAAAAUAGACACAUUGGGAUUGGACAAUAUCUAUAUGAUAAAUCUUUUGAGAAGACCAGAAAGGCGUACUAGAAUGUAUCGUCUCUUUAAAGAACUUGGUGCACAUGUAGAAACUUUUAAUGCUGUGGAUGGUAGAAUGUUAAAUGAAAGUGCACUUGAAAAAUGGGGUGUGAAAUUAAUGGCAGAAUAUGAAGAUCCUUACCAUAAGAGACUUAUGACAACUGGAGAAAUUGGCUGUUUUUUAAGUCAUUAUAUUAUUUGGAAUAAGAUGUUAGAAUAUAGAUAUGAACGUAUCAUGAUUCUGGAAGAUGAUAUUCGUUUUGAGCCAUUCUUUCGACAGAAAUUGGAUUUUGUUUUGUCCGAAUUGAAUACAUUAAGGAAUUCAUGGGAUUUAAUAUACAUAGGAAGAAAAAGAUUAAUGGAAAAAGAGGAAUCGUGGGUACAGGGUUCUAAGUAUUUGGUACACGCAGCAUAUAGCUAUUGGACACUUGGUUAUAUUUUAUCAGCCACUGGGGCCAGGAAACUUGUUGAGGCUAAACCACUUGAAAAUCUGAUACCUGUUGACGAAUAUAUUCCUAUUUUAUCAAAUGUUCAUCCAAGAGAUGAUUGGAAAAAGCAUUAUCCAGUACGUAAUUUGACAGCGUUAUCCACGAAUCCUCUUUUGAUACAUCCAACUCAUUAUACUGGUGAUCAGGGAUAUAUAAGUGAUACGGAAAAUUCCAAGAUUAUUUUUGACAAUCAAGCAAGCAAUAUUUUGAAAACUCGAGAAGAAUUAUAAAUAACUAUAAAAUAUACUUAAUUUGCAAAGCACAACAUUAUACAUGAAAUUUUAUAAUCAUGCAAUUAUUUCAAUUCAUUAUAAAUCAUUCUAUUAUAAUUUUACUUGUAUUCUUCUUACGAAGAAGGCGAUAAUCGUGCCAUAAUAUUUAUAACAUUUUUUAGCAAUAUUUAUCAAAGUAAUCAAUGUAUUAUUAUUUCAUAUUACAUGUUGUGUAUCAUUUAAUAAUUUAUUAUAGUACUCAUCUUAAUAUCAGUAAUACAUCAAAUAUAUUUGUAUUUUCCUAAUGGUUAGCAUUUAAUUUCAUAAAACUAAUUAUAAGAGAUCUAUUAUAUUAAUAAAUGUGUUCUAAUAUGUCUAAUUUUAUAUUUUAUAUUAUAUGUUUAUAUAAUGAUAUAUGGUAUAAAUAAUAUGUAUGUGUCUACAUUUU